Molecule: messenger RNA, 2865 nt
Organism: Ilex paraguariensis (yerba mate)
Lineage: Eukaryota; Viridiplantae; Streptophyta; Magnoliopsida; Aquifoliales; Aquifoliaceae
Source: the annotation of a GenBank genome assembly
CUUUGUUGAUGGACUAUACAUACACAUCUCACACGACACCGCCGACCUCGUUUCCUCUGAAGGAACUCGUUUUAGGGUUUGGACCCGGACGAGAACCUAACCCCACCCAAAAACUUUCCAAAUAGCCUUCGAUUUCGAUUUGUAUUCGGAAUCGAAAUAUUGGGGCUGUUUAAUAGUGUUUUUGUGGCAAAUUAGGUCUUACAGAUUAUAUGGGUACGGAGAGGAAGAGGAAGGUGAGCUUGUUCGAUGUGGUGGAUGACACCUCUGCAUCGGCGAAGCUCGCAAAAUCUAAUGGAGGCUUAGGUAACGGCAACAACAGCAACGUGCCAUCGUUAAUCAAUAGGUGGAAUGGAAGACCUUACUCGCAGAGGUAUUAUGAGAUAUUGGAGAAGAGGAAAACUCUGCCCGUCUGGCACCAGAAAGAUGAGUUCUUGCAGGUCUUAAAAGCUAAUCAAACCAUAAUCCUGGUCGGUGAAACUGGCAGUGGUAAAACCACGCAGAUCCCCCAGUUUGUUCUGGAAGCCACCGAGGUAGAGGGACCAGAUAAACGUAGGAAGUUCAUGAUUGCCUGUACCCAGCCUCGGAGGGUUGCUGCAAUGUCUGUUUCUCGUCGAGUAGCUGAAGAAAUGGAUGUGACUAUAGGGGAGGAAGUGGGUUAUAGCAUUCGUUUUGAGGAUUGCAGUAGUGCAAGGACAGUUUUGAAGUAUUUGACAGAUGGUAUGCUUUUAAGAGAGGCAAUGACAGAUCCACUUUUGGAACGGUAUAAAGUGAUCAUUCUUGAUGAGGCUCAUGAAAGGACUUUGGCAACAGAUGUUUUAUUUGGUCUUAUUAAGGAAGUGCUGAAAAAUAGACCUGAUCUGAAGCUAGUUGUAAUGAGUGCUACACUUGAGGCAGAAAAGUUUCAGGGUUACUUCAAUGGUGCGCCUCUUAUGAAAGUUCCUGGAAGGCUUCACCCUGUUGAGAUUUUUUACACUCAGGAUCCUGAGAGGGAUUACCUUGAAGCAGCAAUUCGAACUGUUGUGCAGAUACACAUGUGCGAACCGGCUGGUGACAUACUUGUUUUUCUGACUGGAGAGGAGGAAAUAGAAGAUGCAUGUCGCAAAAUAACGAAAGAGGUUUCCAAUUUGGGAGAUCAGGUUGGGCCCAUAAAAGCAGUGCCCUUGUACUCUACACUUCCUCCAGCUAUGCAGCAGAAGAUAUUUGAUCCUGCUCCACCUCCACUGGUGGAGGGUGGUCCUCCUGGAAGAAAGAUUGUAGUGUCAACAAACAUCGCAGAAACUUCUUUGACCAUAGAUGGCAUUGUUUAUGUCAUAGACCCAGGGUUCGCCAAACAAAAAGUUUAUAACCCACGAGUGCGAGUUGAAUCUUUGUUGGUCUCUCCGAUAUCCAAGGCUAGUGCACACCAAAGAUCAGGGCGUGCUGGAAGAACUCAACCAGGUAAAUGUUUUAGACUUUAUACUGAGAGGAGUUUCAAAAAUGAUCUUCAGCCGCAGACCUACCCAGAAAUAUUGCGUUCAAACCUCGCAAAUACAGUUCUCACAUUGAAGAAGCUAGGAAUAGAUGAUCUUGUUCAUUUUGAUUUUAUGGACCCUCCUGCCCCAGAAACGUUGAUGCGAGCAUUAGAGGUUUUGAAUUACUUGGGGGCAUUGGAUGAUGAAGGAAACCUAACCAAGCUGGGUGAAAUCAUGAGCGAAUUUCCCCUGGAUCCUCAAAUGGGAAAGAUGCUUGUGGUCAGUCCCGAAUUCAAUUGUUCCAAUGAAAUUCUUUCGGUAUCUGCCAUGCUUUCAGUACCCAAUUGCUUUGUCCGGCCUAGGGAGGCUCAAAAAGCUGCGGAUGAAGCGAAAGCUCGGUUUGGUCACAUUGAUGGGGAUCACCUUACUCUUUUGAACGUGUACCACGCAUACAAGCAAAAUAAUGAAGAUCAACAAUGGUGUUACGAAAAUUUUGUCAAUCAUAGGGCGCUUAAAGCUGCGGAUAAUGUGAGGCAGCAGCUAACUCGCAUUAUGGCCAGGUUCAACCUCAAGCUAUGCAGCACAGAUUUUAACAGCCGUGACUACUACAUCAACAUCAGAAAGGCUAUGUUGGCUGGAUAUUUCAUGCAGGUGGCUCAUUUGGAGCGGACUGGGCACUAUUUGACUGUGAAAGAUAAUCAGGUAGUUCACUUGCACCCUUCAAAUUGCCUGGACCACAAACCAGAAUGGGUUAUCUACAACGAGUAUGUUUUAACAAGCAGGAAUUUCAUCCGUACAGUAACUGAUGUCCGUGGUGAAUGGUUGAUCGAUGUUGCACCACACUACUAUGAUCUUGAGAAUUUCCCUCAAUGUGAGGCAAAGCGUGUCCUGGAGAAGCUUUACAAGAAACGUGAGAGAGAAAGGGAGGAGAGCAAGAACAGAAAGUGAGAAGAUUGGUUUGCCUAUAUUUUUCAGACCUUCUGUAUUGGAUAUCUCCAGUGACUUGAAGUUUGGCCAGCAAUGCCUCUUAGUGGAGUCCAUAUCUUUAGGGAGGCAGGGAAGAAAUACCUAUUUAUUAUUUAUUGUACUAUUUAGGAAGUAGUUUAGUGUCUGAAGUUUGAACUGUGUGAAUCUGCGAAUUUGUUCCCUUUGGUAUCGACUGUUUCGGCUUUUACCCAGAGUCCAGUAUAGCAUGCAGAUUGGCCUCCCUCUUUUAGUGUUUUGCCAUGCAUGUGGACUAUGUGAAGUGCAAGCAGCCAAAUGGGUGCAUUGAAUACAAGGCAGGCAGUAUGAUCUUGUUCUAGUUUGUAAAUUCUCUGAUGCAAACUCACCAAGGUUUGAGACAUGAAUGAAACAAGCAGGUUCCAUUCCAAGCAAUGUGCCCCUGUACAUCAAGGUCAAAAGGCAUCCCUGA